CAUUGCGCGCACGCCUAACCCCCCCGACCCGCCCACCCCCACCCUGAGCUCCUGAAGGAGGGGCCUGACCGGUCUCAGAUUUGGGAAGCAGCCCGCCUCCAGCGGGGAAAGAUGGCGGCCAGGAACAUCGGGCGCCUCGUGGCGAAGUCCUGCGCGCUCUUCCUGUGCGACAUGCAGGAGAAGUUCCGUCCGACCGUGGCAUAUUUCCCCCAGAUCGUCUCCGUCGCUGCCAGGAUGCUGCAGGCUGCCAAAGUCCUGGACAUCCCUGUCAUCAUAACGGAACAGUACCCGCAGGGACUGGGUCGCACAGUGCCGGAGCUUGGAGCCGAAGGCAUGAGGAAAUUCGAGAAGACCAGCUUCAGCAUGCUGACCCCGGAGGUAGAAGCCGAACUGGGCUCCCUGCCCAGACUGGACUCGGUCGUUCUGUGUGGCAUCGAGACCCAGGCCUGCAUCAUGGUCAGUGUCUUCAG
This is a messenger RNA of Rhincodon typus (whale shark), 470 nucleotides long. RefSeq names its product isochorismatase domain containing 2 (gene isoc2). The record is from RefSeq and is a predicted model, not a curated record. NCBI's taxonomy places the organism in Eukaryota, Metazoa, Chordata, Chondrichthyes, Orectolobiformes, Rhincodontidae. Gene Ontology annotation, cellular component: cytoplasm. The annotation marks the transcript as partial. The transcript is spliced from 2 exons.